GACAGGCAUUGUUAUACAUGGUCUAACUGGUACAUAUCGGCUCCGGUAAAAGAACACUUUUUCGGUGCGCGGUGAUGCUGCCGAUGCUUAGCAGGGACAGGUGGUGGGCUGGUGGCAGAUCGAACAGGGGACGCACCAAAUCUUUUUUCCUUUCCCAAAUCCGAGUAUCACACCGAUCGAUCAUCUUCCAAACGCCGCCUUCUCCUUCCUUGUUUGUGCGGAUGGUUUCCAAAAAUGUUACCGCGUCUCCAAUCCAAACCCGGACCCGAGUUGAUCCGCCGCCGUCUCUUUCCUUGCAGAGACACAUGCAGAGAUCCUUAUAUUCCCCUUUCGCCGUUCGCUCUUGGCACCGUCGUCCCGUCGCACCGAGAGAGAAGCUCAAGAAAGAGAGAGAGACAGCACCCGCCGCCGCCGCCGCCGCCGUCGCGUUUUCUCCCCCUUGUUCAGAGCGCGACCAUGACGCAACCGCCGCGCUUGCCCUCCGUCGUUGAGCAAGCCACCAUGACGCUGCCGCCGCUCGGCAAGAAGACGAAGGGGCGGCAGCGCAGAGAGAACCGCCGGGUGGAGAAGAAGGAGUCCCGGCAGGUGACCUUCUCCAAGCGCAAGUCCGGGCUCUGGAAGAAGGCCGCGGAGCUCGCCGUGCUCUGCCGCGCCAGCCUCGCCAUCGUCGUCUUCUCCGAGGCCGGCAAGGCGUUCGCCUUCGGCAGCCCCUCCACCGACGCCGUCCUGGGCUGCGCCGACGCCCUCGCUCCUGUCACUGCUGCCGACGACGUGGAGUGGGAGGCCCUGGAGGCGCUGUGCCGGGAGACGGAGGCCAUGGGCGUGGAGGUCGCGGCGGAGGCCCAGCGGAUGAGCGCCGUCGGGAAGAAGGUGGUGGAGGUGCAGACGCAGGCGGGGAAGCGCUUCUGGUGGGAGGUGGACGUCGAGGCGCUUGGGGAGGCGGAGCUGCCCGUGUUCGCCAGGGCGCUCCAGCGCCUCCGGGAUAACGUGCGCCGCCACGCCGACAAGAUGCCCUCCGCUGCUCCACCGCUGCAGUAGUCCAGGGCAGGCCGAGCUUCGGUUAAUCGCCAUUGUUCUUGGAUCAUCUUUGAGCUUCGGUUAAUAGGCAUUGUUCUUCAAUCAUGUGUUUGAUUAGUUGCCAUUUGCUAGUAGUACUGCUGUGUAGUACUAGUAAGAUUAGUGGGAAUUAUUGUUCUCGAGUACCAUUGACAAGUUACUGGUUUCAAAAUUAAUAAGUUGUUUUCUUAA
This is a messenger RNA of Hordeum vulgare subsp. vulgare (domesticated barley), 1248 nucleotides long. Its product is annotated as agamous-like MADS-box protein AGL61. Gene Ontology annotation, molecular function: RNA polymerase II cis-regulatory region sequence-specific DNA binding; protein dimerization activity; DNA-binding transcription factor activity, RNA polymerase II-specific. The record is from RefSeq and is a predicted model, not a curated record. Gene Ontology annotation, biological process: regulation of transcription by RNA polymerase II. Lineage: Eukaryota; Viridiplantae; Streptophyta; Magnoliopsida; Poales; Poaceae. Bases 235 to 1038 code for a protein of 267 amino acids. The transcript has a single exon.